This is a messenger RNA of Emiliania huxleyi CCMP1516, 1770 nucleotides long. RefSeq lists its product as hypothetical. The record is from RefSeq and is a predicted model, not a curated record. NCBI's taxonomy places the organism in Eukaryota, Haptophyta, Isochrysidales, Noelaerhabdaceae. The transcript has a single exon. The coding region runs from base 1 to 1770 and encodes 589 amino acids.
AUGCGGCCUGACAACGCGCAGCUGCUCAUCAGUCCGCUCGCCGCCUACACGCUCCUGAGCGGCCUAUCGAUGGUGCCCGAGCUGACUCGUGGAAGCUUGGCGGCGCGUGGGCCGUCGGAGGUCGGCAUGCUCGUGCUCUGGCUCGCCGCCGCCGCCUACCCACAGAAUUCUAGCCUCGCGAUCUUAGCCUUUGGGACCCGCAUCGUGUGGUGGCUCUCAGAUCUCCCAUUCACGUGGGACUCUGAGCUCAUGGUUGCGCUCACCGAUCUCGCGGUUGUCCUGCACAUGAUCGCGGAUGGCAACAAGGCUGCGGACGGCGUCCCGCUCGGCCAGUCUAUGCGGCGCAUGAUGGGCUGGUUUUAUUGGUUCGCAGGCUUCUGGAAGAUCAAUUCGAGCUUCCUGGACUCCAGGUACUCCUGCGCCUCCCUCUACUUUGCCUCUCUGCUCGACGCCUACGUGCCAGCGCACAUGCUAACGCCCGGGCUCACCAAUGCCGCCAUCGCCGCGGCGCCGGCGCUCACCAUUAUCGUCGAGUGUGGUGUGGGCGUCCUAUUCCUCGCGCGCGCAUAUUGCUCACGUGCGCCCCGCUGCGGCACUGCGGGGGUGCUGCUCGCCACGGCACUGCACGUGGGCAUCGACCUUACCCCGCCACCUAACAACAUCGCAGCCUUCUCGCACAAGGCAGCGCUGCGCUACGUCUGGUUUGCGCCUCGCGGCAGCGCUGCUGCGAUCUACGAGGUGCGCGCUCACCCGCUCGUUGGCAGCGUGUACGUCGCCGUCGGCGCGGCCGUGCUAGCGCUCACCAUUGCCGCGCAGCAGCCGGCUAGCUGGGCGCAGUGGACCGCCGCACCGCUCGACGCGUUGCGAUCCACCGAUGUGUGCGCUGUCGACUGGCACAUAGUCGCGCACUGCGCCCUUUCGGCGUUGCUUGUGCGCGCGCUGUGGCUCGGUGAGGGCCGGACGCCGCGCGCCGACGUGCCAGCGGAGCCUGCGCCCACGCCGCUGGUGCACGUGCUCACGCUGCUGUGCCUGUUGUGGUGCUGCGCCGCCGUCGUGCUGGGCACGCUUGAGAUCAACACGCCCAACAUGUUCUCCAACUUGCGCAUGCAGGGCGGGACCAACCACCUGCUGCGCGUGCCCACCUCGCUGCUGCACACGUGGCGGUACUCUGGGUGGGCGGUGGGAGACGACCCAUUUAGCGGUGGCGUUGUGCGCAUCGAGCACUCCACCUCCUCGCACAUCAACGAGCUCUACCCGAGCGAGUUCACUGCGAUCCUCACGCCGGGCACCGUGCGCUUGCUCGCCGCCGCCAACCACAGCGGCCGCCACUUCAACUCGGCCGUCUCACGCAUCGUCGGUCCCUUCGCCGUGCCGCCCCGGGCGGCCGACGCGCCGUUUGUGCGCUUCACUUUGCCUGCUUUUGAGGUGCGCCGCCUGCUGCGCGACGCGCGAGCGCACGGCGAUCCCUUCGAGCUCACGUACACGUCGCUUCCCAACGCAACGGGCGACGAGCGGUGGCGCACCAGUGCCAAGGGUCGCACCAUCCGGCUCGUCGAGGGCGGCGCGGGCGGCGCAGGCUCGUGCACCGUCGUCGCCGCGGGCGAUGGCGGCGCGGACGCGUGCCAGCCAUCCGACCUCGCGCUCGCGCCCUUCCCCACGCGCGAUUUUGUCGCGCGCCCGCUCGAGGCAGCGCUAGGCUUUUUGCAGACGUGGAACGCUCUGCCCAUCUUGCGCGAGGGAGAUGACGAGCUGCACUGCUACGGGUCGUGA